Myodes glareolus (Bank vole) is the source of this 3811-nucleotide messenger RNA. NCBI's taxonomy places the organism in Eukaryota, Metazoa, Chordata, Mammalia, Rodentia, Cricetidae. The record is from RefSeq and is a predicted model, not a curated record.
ACUGGGGUGCGAACGGCUGAGCCUCUCUGUGCAGCGAGCUUGUUGUAGAGGGGUGGUCUGCGAGGCCGCGUCUACGUGGGCAGCCUGGACCUAGCGUGCAGCGAUCCCCACUGUGUCUCCAGGGCCAAGUCCGCGGGGUGACUCCCUGAGCCUGCAUCUGUCUAAGUCAGCUAUGCAGGCGCUCGGCCACCUUCGUCCCUUCAGCAGAUGCUGUCUGCGGGACUGCAUAGGAGCCCCGCUCACGGUACCCCGGGCCCCGGCUCUGAGUGGAGGCCGUGUCUAUGCGGAGUGGGCCUGGACGGGUGCACCCACGUGUGGAUCUCGGCGGAGCGCUCCUCCCACGGACCUCCCGUUCCCAGCGAGGUUAUUCAGAAGAUCCACCGACUGAAGUGAUGGAGAGGGGCCCUGCCGUCUGCUGCCAGGACCCUCGGGCAGAGCUGGUCGAUCGGGUGGCAGCCAUCAAUGUGACCCACUUGGAAGAGGCAGAUGAGGGCCCAGAGCCUUCCAGGAAUGGUGUGGAUCCUCCGGCCCGGGCCAGAGCUGCUUCUGUGAUCCCUGGUAGUGCUUCAAGACCCACCCCAGUGCGGCCCAGCCUCUCAGCUAGGAAGUUCUCCCUGCAGGAACGGCCAGCGGGAAGCUGUCUGGAGGCCCAGGUUGGGCCGUACUCUACAGGUCCUGCCACUCAUAUCUCUCCUCGGGCCUGGCGGAGACCCACCAUCGAGUCCCACCGUGUGGCCAUCUCAGACACGGAGGACUGUGUGAAGCUCAACCAGUACAAGCUGCAGAGCGAGAUUGGCAAGACCCAGAGAGAAGGUGGCUGUGUUGUGGGACUGACCAGUGACUGUCUGCAGGGUGCCUACGGUGUGGUGAGGCUGGCCUACAACGAAAGUGAAGACAGACACUAUGCAAUGAAAGUUCUUUCCAAAAAGAAGUUACUGAAGCAGUAUGGCUUUCCUCGCCGUCCUCCCCCCAGAGGGUCUCAAGCCGCCCAGGGAGGACCAGCCAAACAACUGCUGCCCCUGGAGCGUGUGUACCAGGAGAUUGCCAUCCUAAAGAAACUGGACCAUGUGAACGUAGUCAAAUUGAUCGAGGUCCUGGAUGACCCUGCUGAGGACAAUCUCUAUUUGGUGUUUGACCUCCUGAGAAAGGGGCCGGUUAUGGAAGUGCCCUGUGACAAGCCUUUCCCGGAGGAGCAAGCUCGCCUCUACCUGCGGGACAUCAUCCUGGGCCUCGAGUACUUGCACUGCCAGAAGAUCGUCCACAGGGACAUCAAGCCAUCCAAUCUACUCCUUGGGGACGAUGGGCAUGUGAAGAUUGCGGACUUCGGGGUCAGCAACCAGUUCGAGGGGAAUGAUGCUCAGCUAUCUAGCACAGCAGGGACUCCAGCAUUCAUGGCCCCCGAGGCCAUUUCUGAUUCUGGCCAGAGCUUCAGUGGGAAGGCCUUGGAUGUAUGGGCCACUGGGGUCACCUUGUAUUGCUUUGUCUAUGGGAAGUGCCCAUUCAUUGAUGAGUACAUCCUGGCCCUUCACCAGAAGAUCAAGAAUGAGGCCGUGGUGUUCCCUGAGGAGCCAGAGGUCAGCGAGGAACUAAAGGACCUGAUCCUGAAGAUGUUAGACAAGAACCCUGAAACAAGAAUUGGGGUGUCAGAUAUCAAGUUACACCCUUGGGUGACUAAGCAUGGAGAGGAGCCCCUCCCUUCAGAGGAGGAGCACUGCAGUGUGGUGGAGGUGACUGAGGAGGAGGUGAAGAACUCAGUGAAACUCAUCCCCAGCUGGACCACUGUGAUCCUGGUCAAGUCCAUGCUGAGAAAACGUUCCUUUGGAAACCCAUUCGAGCCCCAAGCACGCAGGGAAGAAAGAUCCAUGUCUGCACCAGGAAACUUACUGUUAAAAGAAGGAUGUGGAGAAGGGGGCAAGAGCCCGGAGCUUCCCGGAGUCCAGGAAGAUGAGGCUGCAUCCUGAGUCCCUGCAUGUGCUCAGGGCCAUCGUCAGCAUGCUCAUUCCGCGCCUCCAGAGGCCCACCGCCCUCAUGCAAUAGUUGCCCCUGCAGGCAGGGUCUGGGGACUGCGGCCCCUCUCCCGGCCCCCCUCCCCCAUUGUGCUGCAUGACCUGCGCACAGGCACAUUCAUGGACAGAAUUGGAAUGUGUAUCAUUUGGGGCUUGGGGUUCCUGGUUCUGUCUGUUCUGAUCCAUCUUGUGGGGAAGCCUGGAGCCCACAGAAUAUUAGAAACCCUACCUGACUGGCUGGUGAGGCCCGGGGCAGAAGGCAAGAGACCAAAGCGGCAGAUGAAGGCCUGGUGGGCUGCAUCUCAGAGAACUCCUAUAGGGCUAGUUGGACCUGCCUAGCUGCCACACCACAAGGAAGGGCAAUUGCCUCACCUCUGUGUGGAAGGUGCUGAGUGCUUGUCUACUCAGAUCUCUAGCAUGGAUGCUGCAAAUAGUGACAUGUGCCUGGGAGAGGACUCGGACUGGAGAAUUCCCAUUCCUCUUUUGUUGUCUUUUACCUGAAGGCUAAGGUGGGAGCAGCUGUUGUGGGGACCCUCUUCUUCCAGCUUUGGGUAGUUCCUGGCACAUUGUUUAGCAGUCAUGUGGACCUGACAUUCAUGGACUGUAUUUUAUACUCGGCACUAGCCGGGGAAAGGGCUGAACUGAAUCCAGCUCAGAGCGUAGGCCUGAGCCAGGAGCUGUGCACCUUCCCUGCCUACCUCCCUUCGUUCCUACGGAUCUUCAGAGCCAAGGUUGCAGAAGAGAUACCAGGAGUGACACUGAGGGUCAUGGACUCUCAGAACUGUGGCCCUGCAGAUGUGGAAGUAACUGGGAUCCAGGCUCUGACCCUACAAUGGCUUACCCAUCACAUGUCUAUGAUGGAGGAUAAACUGCCCAGAUGGGAGACCCAGCCAGAUGAGGGACCCUACAGGAUGCACACCCUCUCAGGCAGGUGGCCCUUCUGCCAAUUGCUUCAGCAAAGAACAUCAGUCAGCCCAUGCAGGGCGGAGAUACACAUUUGGGACACAAAUAUGUGGACGGUGCCCUUCUGAAGCAAGUGUCAGCUCUCUGGAUUCUGGUGUUGUCUGGCUAUUCUAAUGUUUACUGACAAUGCUCAUAGAAAUUGGUCUCCAAAGGGAGAUGAGCAGGACUCAGGUACUCCCCGCCCCUGAAAGCAUCCCACGAGGAAAUCCCAACUGCCCACAUGGGUUUCAGAAUGCAGGAGGGCUAGACCAGAAAAGAGGGAGGCUUGGGAGGGAGCACUGAGUUCCAACGCAUCUCUGUGCCAAUGGGAGUACAUUGCACCUUCAUGUGCACAUGUGUGUGUGUGCCCAUCUGCUGUACACAACACACUUGCAUGUCUCGUACUGGCACAUGCAUCUGUAAUAUACUUUCUACAUCCACUUAAGCCUAGGGGCAGAGGGUAGCCCAUUGUAUAUGGGCUCCCAUUUCAACCCAGCUCCUCUGCACCAAGGCAGCCAGUAUAACCCAGGGCUUAAAAACAAAUCAUCUAAACAUAUCUCUAAGAAUACUUUUAUAGAGUGAAUGAGAGGCAGUCAUUAAAUAAAUAGCAAGGAGUAAGGGAGCUUUGUGAAUGGGACCGACCCACUUGGGGAAAAGUUUGGAACUGGGUGACUGACCUCACUGUCCCUAGCAGGAAGGCAUGUUCGCUGUCACCUGUUGCUGAGAACUUUGGUUGGCAUUGGUUUUGAAUGUAGCACCAAGUGAACAAACUCCAUAAGAGUGUUUUGAAAACCAACUUCUUAGGAAGUGAAUUAAAGACAAUAAAAAGCCCUUUGUUAAAGAAAAAAAAAGGCUUUGUAUGU